Messenger RNA from Onychomys torridus (southern grasshopper mouse), 228 nucleotides. RefSeq names its product serine peptidase inhibitor Kazal type 4 (gene Spink4). Gene Ontology annotation, molecular function: protein binding. The coding region runs from base 1 to 228 and encodes 75 amino acids. The record is from RefSeq and is a predicted model, not a curated record. Lineage: Eukaryota; Metazoa; Chordata; Mammalia; Rodentia; Cricetidae. The transcript has 3 exons.
AUGGCUCUGCACCUGUGGAUGGUCACCCUGACCUUGGCUGCCUUCCUUGCCAUGGACAGGUUUCCACAGCCCAUCUGUGAGCACAUGGCAGAGUCUCCAAGGUGUCCCCAGACACAUAAACCGAUCUGCGGCACGGAUGGGGUAACAUAUAAAAAUGAAUGCCAUCUCUGCGUGACCCGGAUAAAAACCCAAAAGGACAUCCAGAUCAGGAAGGAUGGCCGUUGUUGA